This is a messenger RNA of Tarenaya hassleriana, 5070 nucleotides long. RefSeq lists its product as uncharacterized. Gene Ontology annotation, molecular function: nucleic acid binding; zinc ion binding. NCBI's taxonomy places the organism in Eukaryota, Viridiplantae, Streptophyta, Magnoliopsida, Brassicales, Cleomaceae. Gene Ontology annotation, biological process: DNA integration. Bases 1 to 5070 code for a protein of 1689 amino acids. The record is from RefSeq and is a predicted model, not a curated record. The transcript has 6 exons.
AUGGAUGAUCCGUACCCCGAUCCUUAUGAUUUGGAUUGGACGCAAUAUCCCGACCUCUCCUAUGAUUCAUAUGCUUCGGAUGCUCAACAGUGGGAUUUCAACUACUAUCAGAAUCGGGGAUCCUAUCAAUUCCAGACAUAUCAGCCUACAACCCCAUUACAUUUCGAUCAGGGUUAUGAGGCAUACUACCAUUUUGAAGGACCACCUCAGGAGGCACACGUUUAUCCACUACUUCAAACUCAGCAAGAGGCAGAUUCUAACAUAAACUCCAUGCUUGUUCAGGUUUUGCAGAAAGUGGAGAAUGAUAAUAAUGAGCUAAAGGGCUUCUUGAUGGAUGUGAAUUCGCGACUCGAGCUCAUCAACAAUCGACUCGCUAAUCUUAUCUCCUCAUCGGUUUGGUCGCAAGAAACUCUCACGGAAGAACCAGAAAUGGAUUCUAAAGAGUACCUUAACACCACACCAUUGAAGGUUGAAGAGCAAUAUGAGUUAGUCACACCACGAGUCAUCAAGAAAGAUGAGCAUUUAAGGACGAAGUACGAAGAGACAGAACCGAAAUAUGUGCCUCCACCGCCAAGACCACCACUGGUUCUGUUCCCUUCACGCCUAAAGAAACACAAGGAAGACGUUCAGUUUGAUCAACCAUGCUCACAAAAGAGAAAAUUCGAGUCCCCCAAACUGAUAUCCAAGGAGAUCCACUACCUCUUCCAUCGGACUUUCAUCCUUACACCCAAUUUGCACCACUCAAUCUUCGGUCGAUCGAUAAGGUUGAGUUCUAAUGAGGAGCUAUGGAAGAGACGUAGAGAAGGCAGGAACCACGUCCUAAUUGAAGAAGAUGAUGAGGACGAUGAUCUCUAUCGAGAACAACCACGUCGUGCAAGACAAAACGGUAACGAUCUAAAAUUUAAAUUACCUACAUUUGCUGGACGUGUUAACCCGGAUGCCUAUCUCGAUUGGGAGAGGCGUAUGGAUAAUAUUUUUGAGUGUUAUGAGUAUUCGGAGCACAAGAUGGUGCAAUAUGCUGCGGCACAACUCACCGACAAUGCACUAGCAUGGUGGGAUCGUGAAGUAGCGGAAAGGAGGAGAACACGCUACGAACCAAUUUCCACAUGGCGUGAGAUGAAACUUAUGAUGAGAAAAAGGUAUGUUCCACCUCAUUUUCAUCGAGAGUUACAGAAGAAAUAUCGUACUCUAUUGCAAGGAUCUAGGUCAGUUGAAGAUUACUUCGAAGAAUUUGAAUAUCUUCGGAACCGAUUGGAAUUGGACGAAAGCGAGGAAGCGGUGAUGGCACAAUUUGUUAAUGGACUGCAAGAACGAAUUUCUCGCAAGGUAGAAAGAUUAGUUUACCAUGAGUUGCAGGAACUACUUCAUAUGGCAAUACAAAUUGAACAACAAAUCAACAAGAAGCAAACUCGGGUAAACCGAGCUCAGAUGACCGCACCGAAUCCUCCGACACACCGAACCGAGUACAAGGGCGUUUCCACCGAUGUGAGCCGACCAAGUCUGGACGAAACUCAUGUUAAGCCCAAGGGGAAAUCCGUGGCUACUUAUAAGGAGGAUACAAAGGUAAGUAAAUCGAACACUACUAACCUUCGAACUCGAGAGAUUGUUUGCUACAAGUGUAGGGGACAUGGACAUUAUGCUAAGGAUUGCCCGAACAAUCGAGUCAUGAUCCUCACCGAUGCGGGAGAGUAUGAAUCAAUGGACGAGGAUGAAGUCGAGAAAGUACAAGAAGAGAUCGAAUACCCGGAUAGUGGUGAGUUAUUGACGAGACGCGUUUUAAGCGCCAUGACAAAUCCGGAAGAAACUGCACAACGAGAGACCAUAUUCCACAGUCGUUGUACCGUGAGGAACAAGGUAUGUGGUUUAAUUAUUGAUAGCGGUUCUUGUACUAACGUUGCGAGUGCCUACAUGGUAAAGAAACUAAGGCUUGAAACCGAGAAGCAUCCUCAUCCGUACAAGUCACAAUGGCUUAACAACAAAGGUGAACUUAAGGUAAAUGAGAGAGUGAAAGUUUCAUUUAGCAUUGGGAGAUACCAAGAUGAAGUAUUAUGUGAUGUGGUUCCAAUGCAAGCCGGACACAUUCUUCUUGGACGACCAUGGCAAUUCGAUCGAGAGGUGAAACAUGAUGGUAGGACUAACCAUUAUUCAUUCGUAUAUAACAAACGUAAGAUAUCGUUGGCUCCCCUUAGUCCAUCGCAGGUUCAUGAGAUGCAAGUGAAGUUGUCAAAGGAAAGCGACGACAAAAAGACAAAUUUUUAUGUAAAACCGAGUACGAUAAGUAAAGCGUUAGUCAAUGACCACUUGGUUUUACUAAUGUUGUUCAAAGAUGCUUUGAGUACAGGCUCCGAACAGAUUGUGCACCCUCCGGAGAUCACAAGACUCUUGGAAUGUUUCCAAGACAUUUUUCCCGAGGAGACACCCGCGGGAUUGCCACCAAUUCGAGGGAUCGAGCAUCAAAUUGAUCUCGUACCGGGAGCACCUCUACCGAAUCGUCCCGCUUAUCGUAUGAAUCCAGAGGAAACUAAAGAACUCCAAAAGCAGGUACAAGAGUUAUUAUCUAAGGGUUAUAUACGUGAAAGCUUAAGUCCUUGUGCAGUGCCGAUUUUGCUCGUACCGAAGAAGGAUGGGACGUGGCGCAUGUGCGUUGAUUGUAGAGCGAUAAACAACAUCACCAUCAAGUACCGUCAUCCCAUUCUACGAAUAGAUGAUAUGUUAGAUGAGUUGAGUGGAGCAACCAUGUUCUCAAAGGUAGAUUUAAAGAGUGGUUACCAUCAAGUACGUAUGCGUGAAGGAGAUGAGUGGAAAACCGCAUUCAAAACAAAACAAGGGUUGUACGAAUGGCUCGUCAUGCCUUUUGGCCUUACCAAUGCCCUAAGCACGUUCAUGAGAAUCAUGAACCACGUCUUACGUGCUUUCAUCGGUAAAUUUGUUGUUGUUUAUUUCGAUGAUAUUUUGGUUUAUAGCAAAUGUUUUACCGAACAUGUGACACAUCUUGAGCUCGUGAUGGAGACUCUCCGUCGAGAGAUGCUAUAUGUGAACCUCAAGAAGUGCACAUUCUGCACUAAUGAAGUUGUUUUUCUAGGAUUUGUUGUGAGUUCGCAGGGAUUAAGCGUGGACGAAGAAAAGAUCAAAGCUAUUCGAGAGUGGCCCACACCAACUACCGUUGGCCAUGUUCGAAGUUUCCAUGGCUUAACAAGUUUUUACCGUCGUUUUGUGCGAGAUUUCAGCAGCCUUGCUGCACCCCUCACGUCUAUCAUAAAGAAGGACAAGCCAUUUGAAUGGGGAGAGGCGCAAGAAAAGGCAUUCAAUGCCUUGAAGGAUAAGCUCACGAGUGCACCCGUCCUAGUCCUCCUGGACUUUGACAAAGUCUUCGAACUUGAGUGUGAUGCAUCCGGAAUUGGCGUAGGGGCUGGUCAAUCAACACUCAAGAGGAGGCAUGCUAAAUGGCUAGAAUACAUCGAGACUUUUCCGUACGUGAUUAAAUACAAGAAGGGCAAAGACAAUGCGGUGGCCGAUGCAUUGUCAAGGCGACAUGCCUUGAUUACGAUCAUGGAGGCAAAAAUGCUCGGGCUUGGAGAUAUUUAUAAGGAGUGCACUAAGGGAGCUCACAGACUGUUCUACAUGGAGGACGAUUAUCUCUUUCGGGAACGACGACUAUGCAUCCCGAAAUGCUCGUUGCGGGAUCUCAUUCUACAAGAGGCUCAUGGAGGAGCUCUCAUGGGACAUUUUGGUGUCGAGAAAACACUUGUGAUGGUCAAGGAGCACUUCUUUUGGUCGCAUCUCAAACGGGAUGUCGAACGAUUUGUCGCUCGAUGCAUUAUAUGCCAUCAAGCAAAAUCUAAGACACACCCGCACGGUUUGUAUCUUCCUCUUCCAAUUCCAUUUUGUCCUUGGACUGAUUUAUCAAUGGACUUUGUUCUUGGACUUCCAAAAAUCCAGAACAAGGAUUCCAUUUUUGUUGUUGUGGAUAGGUUCUCGAAGAUGGCACACUUCAUUCCAUGUGCAAAGGCGAAUGAUGCUUCACACAUCGCCGGCUUGUUCUUCAAGGAAGUGGUUCGCUUGCAUGGGUUGCCAAGAAGUAUUGUGUCUGAUCGAGACUCAAAAUUUUUGAGCUACUUUUGGAAGACAUUAUGGAGAAAGCUUGGGACAAAGCUCGUCUUCUCAACAACUUGUCACCCGCAAACCGAUGGCCAAACCGAGGUCGUAAAUCGAACAUUGGCUGCAUUACUUCGAGCAACAAUAGGAAACAACCUCAAGAAUUGGCUAGAGUGUCUACCACACGUUGAGUUUGCAUACAACCGAGCAACGCAUUCCGCCUCAAAGCAUUCGCCUUUUGAAGUUGUCUACGGUUUCAACCCAUUGACACCGCUAGAUAUGUCACCAAUUCCAAACCAAGAUAUGAUCAGCCUUGAUGGGGAGAAGAAAGCAGAUGCUAUCAAAAAGCUACAUGCCAAAGUUCGUGAUAACAUCGCAAGAAAAACCGAGCAAUACACACGACAAGCCAACAAGGGAGGUAAGAAGGUGUCAUUUGAAGUCGGGGAUUGGGUGUGGCUGCAUCUUAGGCCAGAAAGAUUCCCAAACAAGAGGAGCUCAAAGCUAGCCCCAAGAGGAGACGGACCAUUCCGCAUCUUGGAGAAGAUCAACGACAAUGCCUACCGUUUGGAGUUACCAGGUAAGUAUAAUGUCUCUUCGUCUUUCAAUGUAGCUGACCUACUUCCGUUUGAUGCAGAAGAUUCAGUUUUGAGGGCAAAACCUUUGAAAGGGGGAGGCAAUGAUGAGGACGUCAACCAAGACAUGGACGAUGACGAACAAAACCCGAACAAGAAGCAAGACGAUGCCAUAGACGCUAUAGGAGGAGAAGAAGUGAACACCGAGCUUACCAUGCCAACCAUUCCCAUACCUCCACUCACAAGACAAAGGACUCGAAGCCUACGUUCAAAGAUCAAUGCAUAUGUUGAAGAAUGGCUGAUCAAAACAUCCGACAAGGGGCCAUACAAUGCAAAGGACACGAUAGCGGCAACAAGCACAAACCAUUGCAAUGUCUUGGAGUUUGUGUUGUCCAACACUUAA